Molecule: messenger RNA, 2772 nt
Organism: Ustilaginoidea virens
Lineage: Eukaryota; Fungi; Ascomycota; Sordariomycetes; Hypocreales; Clavicipitaceae
Exons: 3
Coding region: 1-2772 (923 amino acids)
Cellular component (GO): cytoplasm; microtubule; membrane
Molecular function (GO): GTPase activity; GTP binding; microtubule binding
Source: RefSeq, a predicted model, not a curated record
AUGAGUGCGGACUAUAACAACAAUGGCGGAAGUUCGUUGGAUUCAAACUACGACGAAACCAUUUACUCAACUCGCCUAAAUGAACUAUCACGGUUGCAUAGAUCAGAUGCUCCAGCGCCUAGUGAGCGUAGUACUGAUGCUGGUCCAAUCCUUCGUGAGAUCAGAGCUAGAGCGAAUCCGAAUCUUGGCCAACAAGCUACUAGCCCUGCUAGCAACCAAAACGGCGAGAGUUUUUUCAACACGUCUUUCCAGGUUAUCGGCAAGAAGCUCAAGGCUUGCAACGAUACUCUGGGGGAGCUCCAACAGCUAGGUGUCUCCCAUCACGUACAGCUUCCCCAAUUGGUUCUAGUUGGCGACCAAUCUGCUGGGAAGUCUAGUCUCAUGUCUGGGCUUGCCAACCUUGAACUCCCUCGCAGCGAAGGAACCUGCACAAGAUGUCCUCUUCACAUCCGAGUCUCGCAAAAUAGCGACUGGUCUUGCCGUGUGUCGCUCAGGAAGGAGUACUCCUAUCAGCCGCCAUUGGACAGACUCAUAAACGAGUCAGAUGUAACGGCUGAUGACCCCUUUUUCCCAUGGCGCAAGAAACAAGGGACGGCCGUGCACGAGUUCAAAACCAUGCAUGACAAGAGUGAGAUAGAAGAGGUACUUCGUUGGGCGCAAAUCGCUAUUCUGAAUGAUGACAAGCAUCACGGCCUCUUCAUCCCGGGCUCUGGCAGCAUUGCGGUGAACACUCCAAUCACCAAAGCGGCAGAGGAGACCGUCGCCAAGUUUUCGCCCAACAUUGUGGCACUCGAGAUCAGAGGACCCGAGCUGCCGGACUUGUCAUUUUACGAUAUGCCGGGCGUCUUUCAAAAUCCUGCAGAUGCCAAAGAUGACUACCUGGUCAAUGUGGUUCGCAACCUUUCAAUGGAAUACAUAAGGCAAUCCUCCGCCAUCAUUAUCUGCUCCAUGCCCAUGAACAGUGACGCCGAGAACUCGUGCACCUUUGGGCUUACCCGACGACUGGGUGCGUGCUCACGUACCAUUGGAGUCCUGACGAAAGCUGAUCUCUUGCCAAAUGGUGGAAACCACGAGCAAUGGCUUGCGAUAAUGAACGGCGAGACUCAUCAAACUGGCUUGGGGUACUUCAUCACGUCGCGUCCCCAGGGGGAAGAUUUGGACGAACUCAAGCGUUGGGAGGACAGGAUGUUUGAAACACACUCUAUCGAUACGUGGCCAUCUGCUUUUCACGGCUUUUCGGAUCGAUGCGGAGUGGAGAAGCUGAAAUCUUUCCUCUCUGAACGCUUGGGGGCAGAAUUUGCGAAAAGCCUGCCCCACACCAAAUACAAACUCAAACAACACUUGGACCAAAUCAAGGAGCAGCUGGCAAUGCUGCCAGAGCUUCCGGACAAUGUGGAGCUCGAGAUUCAGUCCGCUCUCAUGUUGUUCGCCGACUCGGCAAGGAUUAAGCUGGACUAUUUGACGAGGCAUUUCAGCAACCUGCCCCAGAAUUUCCGCGAUUGUCUGCUUAGCAUAAAGCCAAGAUUUACGUUGAAGGACAGCUCAGACUUGAUGAAAGUUGUUGAGAUCUCCGAUGACGAGUCGGAUAACGCAUCUGUGACUACGACGGCGACCACUCCGACAGCAAAGAGACGCGCUAUGCCAGCCAACACUACGCCCUCAAAGAGACCGCGGCUGGACAUGUAUGUGAAUGGAGGGACGCCGACGAAUAGGCACUUGAAGCCGGACGCACAGAGCGGGCUCCCGGGCAGGGCGGGGAACACCGCGUCUUCUCGCGCGCCAAGUGUCCGAAAAGGUGCGCUCCCAGAGCCUUUCACGGAGUUUACAGACCUAGGUUGCCGUUUCCGCACCUUGCGUCAAAUACGUGAUGAGAUCGGGGCCAAGACCAAGGCUGGCAUGCCUGAUCGUACGUCUGACGAGGUCUACGAAGAUCUCGCAACAGAAGCGGUAAGGCCCUGGAACGGGCCUAUGGACGCCUUUUUGCAUCAGGCCAUGCGGGAACUGCAUUCCGAACUGGAGACGACUUUGAACAAGUCGCUUGAGAAGCUGAAGAAGAGGUUCAUUUACGCAGAAGCCAAAAAACACUUGCGCGGCUGUCUCGAGGAGCAUAGGAAAGAGACGGAGAAGGAUCUCCAGCUUCUCUACCAAGACGAGACAGAAAGACUACUGACCUUUAACAAUGAUGCCUUUGUACAAUACAAAAAGGAGGAACUGACUGAGCUCAAACGAUUCAGACACUGGUUGCGUCGCAGAGCGUCGGGGGAUGAGACCAGAACGUUUAUUCCAGGCGAACAGCUGACAGAAGACGAUCGGGCACAAGAAGCCAGGAGGCGAGAGGCAGAGUUGUCGAAAAUGGGCCCGGAUCAGUUCUCACAGGAACUAGAGGUCGCUGCAUACGUUAGGGGGUACUAUCGCCUCGCGGCCCUGCGUUUUGCUGAUGCGGUGUCUCAGCGCAUAAUCUGCCGCAUGAUCCCGUCGAUCCGGCGAAAGCUUGCGCACUAUUUGGAGGAUAAACUCGGCAUCCGCCGUCCCGACGCAGCAGGCAUUUACGUGAGACUGAUGGAAGAGGACGGCGACACUGCUGCGAAGAGGGUAACCCUCAAAUCCGAGAAGGAAAAAUUGGAGAAGGCGUUGGGGAGCAUCGAGAUGCUGGAAACCGGAACAGAGAGCGCUGUGUCCAACGUGUCCGAGUCCAUGACCCAGCCAGCUACUCAAACGGCCGAGACAGACGUGCACAUGAACGAAGGCAGCGUCGAGGAUACAGAGGUGUAA